CCCGGGGAGCCGGGGCAGCGCGCCCCUGAGCCAUGGAGGAGCUCACGGCGUUCGUCUCCAAGUCGUUUGAUCCCAAAGCCAAGGAGAAGAAGGAGCUCAUCACCUACCGCGAGGUGCUGGAGAGCGGGCCCCUGCGCGGCCCGCGGGAGCCCGGCGGGGCGGCGGCGGAGCCGGGCCGGGAGGACACGGGCAGCCCCGCGGCGCGGCCGGGCGGGCGGACCCCGCCGAGGGAGCCCGACGCCGCCGCCGAGAGAGCGGCCGAGGCGGCCACCCCCAAGCUCAGCGACGUGUCCCCAGAGCUGAAGGAGCGCAAGGAGGAUGCGAAAGCGAUGGAAGACGAAGGGCAGACGAAAAUCAAGCAGAGGAGGAGCCGGACGAAUUUCACCCUGGAGCAGCUGAACGAGCUGGAAAGGCUUUUCGACGAGACCCACUACCCGGACGCGUUCAUGCGGGAGGAGCUGAGCCAGCGGCUGGGGCUCUCCGAGGCCAGGGUGCAGGUCUGGUUCCAGAACCGACGAGCCAAAUGCCGAAAGCAAGAAAACCAACUGCACAAAGGGGUGCUCAUCGGUGCCGCCACGCAGUUCGAAGCCUGCCGGGUGGCCCCGUACGUGAACGUGGGCGCGCUGAGGAUGCCCUUCCAGCAGGUUCAGGCGCAGCUGCAGCUGGACAGCGCCGUGGCCCACGCGCAUCACCACCUGCACCCGCACCUCGCCCACGCUCCCUACAUGAUGUUCCCGGCCCCCCCCUUCGGGCUCCCGCUCGCCACCCUCGCCGAGUCCGCCUCCGCCGCCUCCGUGGUGGCCGCGGCCGCCGCCGCCAAGACCACCAGCAAGAACUCCAGCAUCGCAGACCUCCGCCUGAAGGCCAAGAAACACGCCGCCGCCCUGGGGCUGUGACCGCCCCGCGCCGCUUUUUUAAAAGGAAA
Molecule: messenger RNA, 925 nt
Organism: Chiroxiphia lanceolata (lance-tailed manakin)
Lineage: Eukaryota; Metazoa; Chordata; Aves; Passeriformes; Pipridae
Gene: SHOX2
Product: short stature homeobox 2
Exons: 5
Coding region: 33-896 (287 amino acids)
Biological process (GO): regulation of transcription by RNA polymerase II
Cellular component (GO): nucleus
Molecular function (GO): DNA-binding transcription factor activity, RNA polymerase II-specific; sequence-specific double-stranded DNA binding
Source: RefSeq, a predicted model, not a curated record